This is a messenger RNA of Glarea lozoyensis ATCC 20868, 984 nucleotides long. RefSeq names its product NagB/RpiA/CoA transferase-like protein. NCBI's taxonomy places the organism in Eukaryota, Fungi, Ascomycota, Leotiomycetes, Helotiales, Helotiaceae. The record is from RefSeq and is a predicted model, not a curated record. Bases 1 to 984 code for a protein of 327 amino acids. Gene Ontology annotation, cellular component: intracellular membrane-bounded organelle. The transcript is spliced from 2 exons. Gene Ontology annotation, molecular function: ribose-5-phosphate isomerase activity. Gene Ontology annotation, biological process: D-ribose metabolic process; pentose-phosphate shunt, non-oxidative branch.
AUGGCGACCGCAUCCAUGCCUGAAAAUGCGAUGCCGCCAGCGAUUCAUAAGCUUGAUAAUAUAGAGGCAGCGAAACGGCGGGCAGCGUACAAAGCAGUGGAGGACCAUUUUGAUACGUCCUACCGCUAUGUCGGAAUUGGUUCUGGCAGUACAGUUGUCUAUGUGGUCGAGGCAAUCGCGGCCAAGGGCAGAGAUGUCACGUCCAAGAUUGUGUUCAUCCCAACUGGGGACCAGAGCAAGCAAUUAAUUAUCGAGGCUGGGCUACCGUUAGGCAGCAUCGAUUCUCUGCCACCUGUUGAAAUCGAGCAUUCGAAGCUGGAUGGUCUUUCAGCACUACAAGUCGCAACCGGUUUACAAGACCUUGGCUUGAAAGGCAAACGCCAGAGUCUCGACGUAGCCUUUGAUGGUGCGGACGAGAUUGACGAGGAGUUGAACUGUAUCAAAGGAGGUGGAGCAUGUCUUUUUCAGGAGAAGCUUGUUGCGACGGCUGCGAAGAAGUUCAUUUGCGUUGCAGAUUCGCGAAAGCUUCAGCCGCGCCUACUCACCAAGUGGAAAACAAUUCCAAUCGAAAUUGCACCGUUUGCUGCACCGACGAUUAAACGUAUUCUCAUCACACUGGGAUCCCCAGACCCCGUCAUCCGACAAGGUGGCAGCGCCAAAGCUGGACCUGUCGUUACCGAUAAUGGCAUGUGGAUUAUGGAUGCUCCAUUUCCCCCUCUUCUCCUCGCCUCCGACCUCAAGCAUGGCGAUCACGGUGACGGAGAGAAUGGAACGUGGGAGGUACACCACUUGGGACGCCGAUUGAAGAGGAUUGUGGGCGUCCUGGAGGUUGGCCUGUUUCACGGUAGAAAUGGUCUCCAAGUUGCUAGCGCUGGUGAGGAAGGUGGCGGGCAGAAACCAGUUGCUGCCUAUUUUGGCAUGGAAAAUGGUGAAGUUGAGGUUCGAAAUGCAGCAGAAGUCCUUGGUUCGAAAUCUCGACCCUGA